Molecule: messenger RNA, 836 nt
Organism: Prorocentrum cordatum
Lineage: Eukaryota; Dinophyceae; Prorocentrales; Prorocentraceae
Source: the annotation of a GenBank genome assembly
CAGGGGCUGCUGCAGCGUGUCGCGCAGGACCUCAGCAGUGAGACGAAGACACGGGAUUUGACGCCCGUGUACAUGUCCAGGACGAUAGCGUGGGUGUACCGAAGGUGCAACUCGUGGGACCUGGUUGCCCCCGCGCUCCUGCCGCUGAUCCGAGCCUCCGCGGCCGAGUUCAGGUGUGGGGAGUUCGCGCGGCUGGCCCAGGCGCUGCCCGAGGAGAGGGGCAUGCUGGAGCAGGUGGCCUCGUUGCUCCGGGCUGGCGUGGACGAGAUGGGGCGGAAGGACUUCCUCCUCUUCCUGGUCGGCUGCGUGCACGGCGAGCUAAUGGAGGAGACGCGCAGGCCCAGCGAGGAGCCCGACUCGCUGGCCUUCGCCUGCCUGAAGGACCUACCUCCGGGACGAGCAGGACAACUUCAAGCGCGAGGAGGUGCAGAAAAUCACCUACCUGCUGAACCACGCGAAGAAGUAUCAGCACCUGCUGGACGAGCUUCCUGUUUCGUGGAACGCCACGAAGGAGGAGACGCUCGACUACAUCCGAGCGAAAGGGUAGCCCCUCACGGCUUUUCUGCUUUGUGCCGCGGUGGUCCCGCCUCUCCGAUGGCCGCGGCUGGUGAGCAGGUGCCCUCUCAAUCCAAUCCAUUGCUUGUCUCUGUGCAACCCCACGGGGCGUGGCGCUUCUGACCCUGUCCUCGGUCCGUUUCCCUCCUCCGAGCCCCGUCCCCUGAAGAGCGGCAGGGCGGCCCGGGGGCGCCUGGCUGGACGUUGCGGCGGCGCCACGGGCACUCCCUGAAACGGCGCCCGCGGUAUCCUGCUCGUCGUCAUCCCAGACUCCAGCCGCG